AUGAGUGAUCCUCUCUCGAUCGCAGCUGGCAUCGCCGGAUUCCUCUCUCUGGGUAUACAAGUGACGCAAAAUUUGGUGGACUUUUAUUCAACGUAUAAAGGCCAAGACGCUGAUAUUGCGAAAAUCACUACAAACAUGGAAAAUCUUCAAGGUUCUUUUCGAUCACUGGAGAUUGCAAUCCAGCAACGCCAGUCCCAGCCUCAAGCAGAAGAGCUACUUCAGGACGUCGACAAGGCUACACAGAGAUGCUUUGAAGUCGUUAAAGAGCUUGAGGCUGAGUGCCAGAGAUUCCGGACCGAUUCAACAACCUGUCUGAAAGGUCGUCUCCAGGUUGUCGGACGUCGAGUCACUUAUCCCUUCCGAAAAAGCACACUACAAAAGAUCGAAGAAGAUGUUGGCGAGAUUCGCGAAAGCUUAUUAUUUGCACUCAACGUCCUCCAUUUCAAAAGCCACAAUCUGGUUGAGGAUGAGAUCUCGGCAGUCCGAUCUCUUCUCGAACGGACAAAUUCGAGCCAAAUUUCUUUCAUCAUUCGUGCAUGGCUUCAAGCACCCGAUGCAUUCAUAAAUCAUAACGCUGCCUAUGCAAAACACCAUCCAAAAACUGGACUUUGGUUUACAGACGGUUAUUCUUUUACGAAUUGGCUAGUAGAACGAAAUUCGUUUCUCUGGCUCAAUGGAUUUGCAGGAUGUGGCAAGUCGGUCCUCUGUUCAGCUAUAAUACAGUGUACACUUCAUGAGAGCGAGAAAAGUGAUGUAGGAAUCGCAUUCUACUACUUCGCUUUUAGUGAUGAUUCAAAACAAGAUGCUCACGGGAUGUUACGUGCAUUGUUGUUACAACUAUCGGUGCAGUUCCCAGAUGGAGAAAAGGAACUAGAACAACUCUGCAAAUUAUCCAAGUCAUCCACUCCUUCCACGAAAGCACUACUUGAGACUCUUAGAAAUUUUUUUGAAAGAUUCCAAGAUAGCUACAUCGUACUCGAUGCGCUAGACGAGUGCCCCCAAGACACGACCAGAGAUGAUGUGUUGAGAGUAAUUCAAGAGAUACGGGACUGGCGCCUGCCUGGUGUCCAUCUCUUAGUGACCAGUCGGGACCAACUUGACAUUCGGCGAUCACUGAAUCCUAACCAGAACUGUGAUAUACCAAUAAAGUCUCCAGGGAUUGAGAAGGAUAUCUCCGACUUCAUCUCAUAUCAGCUCGCAACUGACACUAAACUCCAGAGGUGGAAAGUGCGACAUACUGAGAUUCAAAAGAGGUUAACACAAGAUGCGCAAGGCGUUUUUCGAUAUGUGGAAUGUCAGCUUAACUCUUUCCGACGGGCGAAAAAUCGAAACCAACUUGACGAAUCUCUUCGCACAUUGCCUCGCGACCUAGAUGAAACCUACGAACGCAUGCUUUGUGGCAUUGAUGAAGCAUAUGUGGAGGAUGUCCGGCGUGUGUUGACAGUGCUCAGCCUUGCUAUCCGACCCCUGACUGUUGAUGAGUUAAUCGACGCUCAUGAGGUGGAACUCGGUGAAUCACCGAGCCUCGAUCGUGAGGGUCGAUCCUAUGAGGAAAAUGAUCUCGUUGAGAUUUGCCUUGGACUUAUAGAGAUUGUGACCACUGAUGAUCCAAUUGAAAGAGAGAUUAUCAUCACCGAUAAAACAGAUGAGGAAACGGUCUCAACUACUCGCAUCGUUCGUAUCGCUCACUUCUCCGUCCAAGAGUAUUUGCAAUCGGAUCGUAUUCGUCAGCAGAAAGCGGCAACAUUUGCCAUUAAAAGAAAAUCUGCUAACGCAGAAUUAACACAAAUCUGCCUUGCUUAUCUAUUGGACCCAACGCUAUCAGAGGGCGUGGUAGAUGAGGUGAAGCUUCGAGACUUUCCAUUUGCAGGCUUUGCGGCUAUGUAUUGGCAUCGACAUUACCAAAAUUCCGAGGAAGCCAAGAUCAAUUCUACAAAGCUGAUGCUCGAUAUCUUCCAGAACGAGACAAAUUCUUUUGUAACCUGGGUUCGGUUAUAUGCGGUUGACCGUCCAUGGGAGGAAAUUCCUACUUCUCAAAGCGUUGAGGACAUAGCAUCGCCUCUGUAUUACGCAUCUUUUCUAGGCCUGGAGGUUGUUCUCAACACUAUCUUAGCGACUGAUUAUAAGUCUUCAGAUUUAUGCGGCCUAGUCAAUGCUCAGGGUGGAUACUUUGGCAAUGCACUUCAAGCUGCAUCCUGGAAAGGUCAUGAAGAGGUGGUCUUAAUGCUGCUAGAUCACGGUGCUGACAUGAAUGCUCAGGGUGGACGCUUUGGUAAUGCACUUCAAGCUACAUCCUCUCAAGGCCAUAAAAAUGUGGUCUCAAUGUUACUCGAUCAUGGUGCCGGCGUGAACGCUCAGGGUGGACACUUUGGCAAUGCACUUCAAGCUGCAUCCUGUGGAGUCCAUAAAGAUGUGGUCUCAAUACUGCUAGAUCACGGUGCCGACGUGAACACUCAGGGUGGAGCAUAUGGCAAUGCACUUCAAGCUGCAUCCUAUAGAGGCAAUAGAGAGGUGGUCUCAAUACUGCUAGAUCACGGUGCCGACGUGAACACUCAGGGUGGAGCAUAUGGCAAUGCACUUCAAGCUGCAUCCUUUAUGGGCUAUAAAGAGGUGGUCUCAAUACUGCUAGAUCACGGUGCCGAUGUGAACGCUCAGGGUGGAAGAUAUGGCAAUACACUUCAAGCUGCAUCCUAUAGAGGCCAUAGAGAGGUGGUCUCAAUACUGCUAGAUCACGGUGCCGACGUGAACACUCAGGGUGGAGCACAUGGCAAUGUACUUCAAGCUGCAUCCUAUGGAGGCCAUAAAGAGGUGGUCCAAAUGCUGCUAGAUCACGGUGCUGACGUGAACGCUCAGGGUGGAAGAUAUGGCAAUGCACUUCAUGCUGCAUCUGAUAGAGGCUUUAAAGAGGCUGUCCAAAUGCUGCUAGAUCAUGGUGCCAUCAAUGCUCAAGAUGGAGAAGAUGUCAAUUUUGAUACAAACUCAAGUUAG
Molecule: messenger RNA, 2988 nt
Organism: Penicillium nucicola
Lineage: Eukaryota; Fungi; Ascomycota; Eurotiomycetes; Eurotiales; Aspergillaceae
Product: ankyrin repeat domain-containing protein
Exons: 2
Coding region: 1-2988 (995 amino acids)
Biological process (GO): positive regulation of transcription by RNA polymerase II
Cellular component (GO): nucleus
Molecular function (GO): protein binding; transcription cis-regulatory region binding
Source: RefSeq, a predicted model, not a curated record